AUGCCGUCCGAGAAGGUUGACGCUGCCAAGGUGGCCGAUGGCGCCUCCAAGGAGCUCCCCAUCCGACCCAAAGAGAAGAAGGAGAAGGCGCCCAAGCCCAACAAGAACGCCGGCCUCGAGCGCCCCGAGCCCGCCGAGUUCAUUCAAUACCGUCUCGAUUUGUUCGACAAGAUCAAGGCCAGACAGGAUGCCGAGAUUGCUGCCCAACCGCGCGAGGAAAUCACCAUUACUAUGCCCAAUGGCAACGAGACCAAAGGAACCUCGUGGGAGACCACCCCGCUGGCCAUUGCCAAGGGCAUCUCCAAGAGCCUCGUCGAGCGCACCGUCAUUGCGCAAGUCGACGGCGAGCUGUGGGAUCUCACCCGCCCGCUAGAGAAGAGCUGCAAGCUCGAGCUCCUCGAUUUCGAACACACCGAGGGCAAAAAGGUCUUCUGGCACUCGUCUGCCCACGUCCUCGGCGAGGCCUGCGAGCGCCGCUUCGGCUGCUUCCUCUGCAACGGCCCGCCGACCGAGAACCCUCCCGGUUUCUACUACGACAUGGCCAACAUGGAAGGACAGGUCGUCAGCGACGAUGACAAGAAGGCACUGGAGACCCUCUCGUCGUCCAUAAUCAAGGAGAAGCAGCCGUUUGAGCGUCUGGAGAUGACCAAGGACGAGCUGCUGGAGAUGUUCAAGUACAGCAAGUACAAGGAAUACUUUAUCCAGCAGCGCGUGCCCGAUGGCACCAAGUCCACCGUCUACCGCUGCGGUCCCCUUAUUGACUUGUGCCGCGGUCCUCACGUGCCCAACACUGGCAACAUCAAGGCCUUUGCCGUCCUCCGAAGCUCCGCCGCCUACUGGCUGGGCGACUCCAAGAACGAGUCGGUGCAGCGCAUCGCUGGCGUUUCCUUCCCCGAUAAGAAGGCCCUUGAGGAGCACAAAACGUUCCUGGCCGAGGCGGCCAAGCGCAACCACCGCAAGAUCGGCACGGACCAGAAGCUCUUCUUCUUCGACGAGGUGUCGCCCGGGUCGACCUUUUUCCUGCCGCACGGCGCGCGCAUCUACAACACGCUCAUGGACGUCAUCAAAGCCGAGUACCGCAAGCGCGAGUUCCAGGAGGUCAUGACUCCCAACGUGUACAAGUCGGAGCUAUGGAAGACGUCAGGUCACUGGGGCCAUUACGCCGAGAACAUGUUCACGUUUGAGGUCGAGAAGGAGCAGUACGGUAUGAAGCCGAUGAACUGCCCCGGUCACUGCAAGAUCUUUGGCCACGCCGACGUCAACUACCGCGACCUGCCGUGGCGCAUGGCCGACUUUGGCGUCCUCCACCGCAACGAGUUCUCGGGUGCGCUGUCGGGCCUCACUCGCGUGCGCCGCUUCCAGCAGGACGACGCGCACAUCUUCUGCACCGUCGCGCAGAUCCGCGAUGAGAUUGUCGGCUGCUUCGACUUCCUCGACUCCAUCUACAGCCUCUUUGGCUUCGAGUACCGCCUCAAGCUGUCCACGCGCCCGGAAAAGUACAUUGGCGACAUCGCCGUCUGGGACAUGGCCGAGGCUAAGCUCACCGAGGCGCUCGAUGCCUUCACCUCCAAGGUCGGCAGCAAGUGGGAGAUCAACCCGGGCGAUGGUGCCUUCUACGGACCCAAGAUCGACAUCACCGUCUACGACGCGCUCCGCCGCGAGUUCCAGUGCGGCACCAUCCAGCUCGACUUCAAUCUGCCGAAACGCUUCAAGCUGCGCUACGUCGCCGCUAAGGACGAGGACGCGCCGGGCGGCGGCGAGGACGAGCUGGACCUGCCCGCCGGCUACGCCCGGCCCGUCAUGGUGCACCGUGCCAUCCUCGGCUCCGUCGAGCGCAUGUUCGCCAUUCUCACCGAGCACUUUGGCGGCAAGUGGCCCUUCUGGCUCUCCCCCCGCCAGGUCCUCGUCGUCCCCAUCAUGCCCGCCGUCAACGACUACGCCGUCGAGGUGCAGUCCAUCUUCAAGGCCAAGGGCCUGUACGUGGACGUCGACCUCAGCGGAAACACGUUCCAGAAGAAGAUCCGAACCGGCCAGCUGGAGCAGUAUAACUUUAUUUUCGUCGUCGGCGCCGAAGAGGAAAAAUCGCGCACAGUCAACAUCCGUAACCGCGACGAUCAGGCCACGCAGAGCAAGGGCGAGCUGGUCCCCUUGCAGGACGCGCUGGAUCAGAUGAUCAAGCUCAAGGAGGAGAGGCGACGCGUCAACAAGUUGUAA
This is a messenger RNA of Cordyceps fumosorosea ARSEF 2679, 2214 nucleotides long. RefSeq names its product threonine-tRNA ligase. Gene Ontology annotation, cellular component: cytoplasm. Gene Ontology annotation, biological process: threonyl-tRNA aminoacylation. Gene Ontology annotation, molecular function: ATP binding; threonine-tRNA ligase activity. The transcript is spliced from 7 exons. Bases 1 to 2214 code for a protein of 737 amino acids. The record is from RefSeq and is a predicted model, not a curated record. NCBI's taxonomy places the organism in Eukaryota, Fungi, Ascomycota, Sordariomycetes, Hypocreales, Cordycipitaceae.